Molecule: messenger RNA, 1884 nt
Organism: Aspergillus candidus
Lineage: Eukaryota; Fungi; Ascomycota; Eurotiomycetes; Eurotiales; Aspergillaceae
Product: Ras family protein
Exons: 4
Coding region: 694-1335 (213 amino acids)
Biological process (GO): signal transduction
Cellular component (GO): plasma membrane
Molecular function (GO): GTP binding; GTPase activity; GDP binding
Source: RefSeq, a predicted model, not a curated record
GAUCCACCUCCUCAUAACUAGUGACUUUAAACUCUCCUUAAUCAUCAUCAUUCCUGAUUCCUCAUUCCCCCUUCCCCUCUCACUCUUCACCCCUCUCUCUCCUCUCUUCUCUCUUUCUCUCAUUCUCUCCACGGUGUCUGUCUUUGCUUGGACAUCCUGUUGAUUCUUUUUCCUCCAUCUGUAAAGAUCCCUGAGAUUUGUAGUGUAUCCUCAACCAAUUCUGUGAUCCUCAUUGAUAACUCAAUUAUCCAUUCUCAUUAUUCUCACUAUUAUUUGAUUCGAUUAUUCUAUUGUUUUAUUACUCAUUGAUGAUUCUUGAUUGUUCAAUUGCACUAUAUUAUUGAAGUCCCAAGUUCCACGAACCCCCUGAUCCCACCCCGUCCUGCUGCUUUAAGCUUGGCCUAGUCCUCCAAUUGGACCCGCUGUUGCUGUCCACCUUUAGGCGCUUCUCUUUCUGCGCAAAACUCCCGACCACUUGGGCCCCGACUCUUGUCCCUGCUCCCGAUUUUUGUACGGUUGUUUGCUGCUACUACUACUACCUGCCUACCUACCUAUCCUUUGCGAUUGUUUCUCCGACUGCUGCGUGCGAUUUCGUCCCGCUGCCACGGCUCUUCUUGGGAUAGCUUCGACCUCCCGUUUCCAUCGCUCCCCCUUCUUUUCCUCCCACGCAUAUUUUGCGCUCGAUCCGCCGUGAUGGCUUCAAAGUUCCUCCGAGAAUACAAGUUGGUGGUCGUCGGUGGUGGUGGUGUCGGAAAGUCGUGCUUGACGAUUCAAUUGAUCCAGAGCCACUUCGUCGACGAAUAUGACCCAACGAUCGAAGAUUCGUACCGCAAGCAGUGCGUUGUCGAUGAUGAAGUCGCCUUGCUCGACGUCUUGGAUACCGCUGGACAGGAGGAAUACUCGGCGAUGCGUGAACAGUACAUGCGGACUGGCGAGGGCUUCCUGCUCAUCUACUCGAUCACCUCGCGACAAUCCUUCGAAGAAAUCAUGACCUUCCAGCAGCAGAUUCUCCGAGUGAAGGACAAGGAUUAUUUCCCCAUCAUCGUUGUCGCUAACAAGUGUGAUUUGGAGAAGGAACGUGCCGUGACGGAGCAAGAGGGUGAAGCACUGGCCCGCCAGUUCGGCUGCAAGUUCAUCGAAACCUCCGCCAAGUCUCGCAUCAACGUCGAAAACGCCUUCUACGAGCUCGUCCGGGAGAUCCGCCGCUACAACAAGGAAAUGUCGUCGUACCCGUCCGGAUCGGGUGCGUUCGGGUCCCGCGCGCCGGAGGGCAAGAUGGACAUGAGCGAGCCCGGCGACCACGCGGGCUGCUGCGGAAAGUGCAUCGUGAUGUAAUGGAAGUGGACUGAGCAUCGAAAUAUCGAAAUUGCCAGGAAAACACGAAUGCGCCCCUCAACGAGACGCGAAACUGGAAGCGAAAAACACACCUGCGAUUAUACAUUUUUUUUAAAGAAAGAGAAAUUGACGACGCGACAAUGUCACUUCCUCUCCUCCGCCCCUCCCCCGAAGAAUUGCGAGCGCGCGUGUGUGACUGAUUGAUGUGAUGGAUGGAUGGGUUCGGGAUUGGAUUGUGACAUUAUACCAUACGAAGGCUCGCUCGCUGUCAGAUGGAGUCUGCUCACCCUAAUGCUAUCACCGUCUCCAUGAAUGUUCGAUUCCCCCUUUGUUCCUGUUUUUUUAUCAUUUAUUUUAUCUAUUUUAUACUUUUUUUUUUUUUUGGAUGGAAGAUUUCUUCGUCAUGAUCAUCCCUAUUGUUAUAUUUGACAGAAUGGGCAGAAAUAAGGAAAGCUACGGGCCUGUUGAUAGAAUCUGUGCAAUCUACAUAUGUAUUGCUAUGGUUGUAUUCUUCAUCUAUCGUGGGUAAAUAGACAAAACAUCGACUCU